UCGCGAAAGCUCGGGGUCGCUCCGAGGCGCGCGCCGGCGGUCCUCCUUCGCUCCGUUUACCUGAGGGACCCGCGGCCACGUACAGCCGGCGCCGCAGCCCCGCAGGAGCCCGGCCCCGAGGUGUGAGAUAUUUCAAUCAAAGGAAGAAAUAGCUCUUCUCCUAAGAUGGAAUCUGUUGUUUGGGAAUGUGGUUGAUCAACUUGAUAUGUUGGCCAAGUGGUGCCCUGUGUAAUAAAAUGAAAAGAAGAGGCAAGAUGAUGUCAUUUUCCCAUAUUGUGAAACCAAAAACAAAUGCCUUUUGUGAGACCAAGUUAACAAACCUCUGACGGUGCAAAGAGUAUUUCUGUUUGAAGAACUUAACAGAAAGAUAGAAGAAGUACUUUCAAGCUGAGACCUGCAAGUGUAUAAAGAUCUAAAAUACAUAUUGAGAAGGCCUGAUCAUCUGAGUCUCAUUCAGUCGAGGAAGCAUGGCUAUGAGUUGGAUCGUCUUCAUUCUGUGGCCCUUGACUAUGUUUGUGGGGCAUAUAGGUGGGCACAGUUUGUUUUCUUGUGAACCUAUUACCUUGAGGAUGUGCCAAGAUUUGCCUUAUAAUACUACCUUCAUGCCUAAUCUUCUGAAUCAUUAUGACCAACAGACAGCAGCUUUGGCAAUGGAGCCAUUCCACCCUAUGGUGAAUUUGGAUUGUUCUCGGGAUUUCCGGCCAUUUCUUUGUGCACUCUACGCUCCUAUUUGUAUGGAAUACGGACGUGUCACACUUCCCUGCCGUAGGCUCUGUCAGCGGGCUUACAGUGAGUGUUCGAAGCUCAUGGAGAUGUUUGGUGUUCCUUGGCCUGAAGAUAUGGAAUGCAGUAGGUUCCCAGAUUGUGAUGAGCCGUAUCCUCGACUUGUGGAUCUGAAUUUAGCUGGAGAUCCUACUGAAGGAGCCCCAGUGGCAGUGCAGAGGGACUAUGGUUUUUGGUGUCCCCGAGAGUUGAAAAUUGAUCCUGAUCUUGGCUAUUCUUUUUUGCACGUGCGUGAUUGUUCACCUCCUUGUCCAAAUAUGUACUUUAGGAGAGAAGAACUUUCAUUUGCUCGAUAUUUCAUAGGAUUGAUUUCAAUCAUUUGCCUCUCUGCCACAUUAUUUACUUUUUUAACUUUUUUGAUUGAUGUCACAAGAUUCCGUUAUCCUGAAAGACCUAUUAUAUUUUAUGCAGUCUGCUACAUGAUGGUAUCGUUAAUUUUCUUUAUUGGGUUUUUGCUUGAGGACCGAGUAGCCUGCAAUGCAUCUAGCCCUGCACAGUAUAAGGCUUCCACAGUGACCCAAGGAUCUCAUAAUAAAGCCUGUACCAUGCUUUUUAUGGUACUCUAUUUUUUUACUAUGGCUGGUAGCGUUUGGUGGGUAAUUCUUACCAUCACUUGGUUCUUGGCAGCUGUGCCAAAGUGGGGUAGUGAAGCUAUUGAGAAGAAGGCAUUGCUAUUUCACGCCAGCGCGUGGGGCAUCCCUGGAACUCUAACUAUCAUCCUUUUAGCGAUGAAUAAAAUUGAAGGUGACAAUAUCAGUGGCGUGUGUUUUGUUGGCCUCUACGAUGUUGAUUCACUGAGGUAUUUUGUUCUUGCACCCCUCUGCCUGUAUGUGGUAGUUGGGGUUUCACUUCUCUUAGCUGGCAUCAUAUCCCUAAACAGAGUUCGAAUUGAGAUUCCAUUAGAAAAGGAGAACCAAGAUAAACUGGUGAAGUUUAUGAUCCGGAUUGGUGUUUUCAGCAUUCUUUAUCUUGUACCACUCUUGGUUGUAAUUGGAUGCUACUUUUAUGAGCAAGCUUACCGUGGCAUCUGGGAAACAACAUGGAUACAAGAACGCUGCAGAGAAUAUCACAUUCCAUGUCCAUAUCAGGUUACUCAAAUGAGUCGUCCAGACCUGAUUGUCUUUCUGAUGAAAUACCUGAUGGCUCUCAUAGUUGGUAUUCCUUCCAUUUUUUGGGUUGGAAGCAAAAAGACAUGCUUUGAAUGGGCCAGUUUUUUUCAUGGUCGUAGGAAAAAAGAGAUAGUGAAUGAGAGCCGACAGGUACUCCAGGAACCUGAUUUUGCUCAGUCCCUCCUGAGGGAUCCAAAUACUCCUAUUAUAAGAAAAUCAAGAGGAACUUCCACUCAAGGAACAUCCACACAUGCUUCUUCAACUCAGCUGGCCAUGGUGGAUGAUCAGAGAAGCAAAGCAGGGAGUGUCCACAGCAAAGUGAGCAGCUACCAUGGCAGCCUCCACAGAUCCCGUGAUGGCAGGUACACUCCCUGCAGUUACAGAGGAAUGGAGGAGAGACUACCUCAUGGCAGCAUGUCACGACUCACGGAUCAAUCCAGGCACAGUAGUUCUCAUCGGCUCAAUGAACAGUCACGACAUAGCAGCAUCAGAGAUCUCAGUAAUAAUCCUAUGACUCACAUCACACAUGGCACCAGCAUGAAUCGGGUUAUUGAAGAAGAUGGAACCAGUGCUUAAAUUGUCCUAAGAUGGAAAACUUGUGUUGUUUAAAAAGCAGAUUUUCUUCUUUGCCUUUGCAUGACUG
Messenger RNA from Eubalaena glacialis (North Atlantic right whale), 2535 nucleotides. RefSeq names its product frizzled class receptor 3 (gene FZD3). Gene Ontology annotation, cellular component: plasma membrane. Gene Ontology annotation, molecular function: Wnt-protein binding; Wnt receptor activity. The transcript is spliced from 7 exons. Gene Ontology annotation, biological process: non-canonical Wnt signaling pathway; canonical Wnt signaling pathway. NCBI's taxonomy places the organism in Eukaryota, Metazoa, Chordata, Mammalia, Artiodactyla, Balaenidae. The coding region runs from base 468 to 2468 and encodes 666 amino acids. The record is from RefSeq and is a predicted model, not a curated record.